Molecule: messenger RNA, 4043 nt
Organism: Pomacea canaliculata
Lineage: Eukaryota; Metazoa; Mollusca; Gastropoda; Architaenioglossa; Ampullariidae
Product: neuropeptide receptor 22-like
Exons: 2
Coding region: 180-1118 (312 amino acids)
Biological process (GO): G protein-coupled receptor signaling pathway
Cellular component (GO): plasma membrane
Molecular function (GO): G protein-coupled receptor activity
Source: RefSeq, a predicted model, not a curated record
CACGAGGUGAUGCUGCGAGUGUUGUUUGCUGAUUUCAGUGGAGAGCAAUAAAGGCGUUUCUGUGCACGAGCUCAGCGAGCAUCAGUGCAGUAGCUGCUGUUGGAGCAGGUCUGUUACACUGACACACAACACCAUCCCACAUCAGUGCUCUUUUCAGUAUUCUGUGUGACUACAGCAACAUGACUAUGAACAACACAAACGAUACUGAACACUGGGCCAUUUAUAAUGAAUUUUACCAAGUCUACAUCUGGGUGCUGGUAGGUGUGGGUGUGCCUGGCAAUGUCGCCUGCAUCUUAGUAACCACAUCCAUGACCCUCACUACAGCCACCUUAUACAUGUCCUUGCUGGCCGUAGCUGACCUGUUGGCUCUGGUACUGAGGCUUAUAUCUCACCAGAUCAGCCUUUAUAAUGUGCCAUUAAAUACCUUUGGUUGUAAAGUGCGUGUGUUUGUAGAUGUAGUCGGCAACUACGCCAACUGGACUCUGGUGAUGGUGUGUUUCGAACGGUUUUUAUCCAUUCGCUUUCCUCUCAAGAAGAAAAUCUACUUCACCAAGAAGAGAGCUAUUCUCAUCGCCGUGUUACUGGGGAUGAUAGUGUGUUUGUGUUAUAUUUAUGACUUCAUUCAAAAAGACCACUCAUGGGGAGCAUACUGUGCGUCUUAUUUUGAUUUCUUCACAAACUACUGGCACUGGAUUAAAGCCUGUAUCUACUAUUUUCUUCCCUUCAUCCUCCUCCUUAUCUUUCCUUGCCUUAUCAUCGUCAGUCUCAGGCGUCAACGAAAGGCGCGCGAGGCCAUGGUAAGGACAACCCCGGACACGUCAGGGGAGACAACGCAGACAAGAGUUGAGUUCGCCAUCUCUGUCAUGGUGGUGUGGGAUGCAAUCGUCGUCAUUGUCACCUUCUCUCCGAUGUGCCUCUUUUACCUUUUGCUACCAUUCAACGUAGUGAAAGAACCCUUGACGGCUGCAAUGUUAACGUAUAUAGCAACAGCUUUAUCAGAAGCGAACUACGCUGUAGACUUUGUGAUAUACUUUGCUGCCUCCAAGAAGUUCCGUUCUCGUUUUAAAAAGCUGAUCAGAACAUGUUUGACCUGCAGGUGUAGAAGAGAUCAAGAGUAGCUAUGUAGAUGUACAUCAUUUCGAUAUUAGAGGUAUCCUUUUUAUUUGAGUGACAUUGAUGUUUAUUUAAGUUCUGCAUGUUUGAGACACUGUUCAAAUGCUCAUAAAAUAUUAGACAUGUUUCUAAUAGUUUCUUUAUCUAUUUAACUUAAUAAUAAAUUUGUGUUAUAUAAGAAAAUGCUAUGGAUAAAUAUUAUUUGGUGAAGCAGAUACUUUUAACAAUGUACAAAUACGCCGAUUUUAUUUCUUCAACGUGAGACAGGUUUCUGGGUGUUUCUAUACAUGUUUGUGUAAUGUCUCAUUUUUGACACCUGGUUUACAAGUGUUUCAGUACAAAGACAGUUUGAUUGAAUUGAACUUUGUCGUUGACGAAGAUACCUAGAACAAUUGUAUGAUAACUUAUCUAGCUUUCCAUGGUCACUGACUUUUAUGAAGAAGCAACGCAGUGCAACUUCCAUCUCUUUUCUAUCCGCCACUUACACACCAUUGAGUCUUGUAAUAAAUGUUUUAAAAGCACAUCUUGUCUACAAGCCCUGCUUCACACACGGUCCAUUAAAUGAAAAUAUAACCAUCAGAUUGUUUACCCUUAUUCGUCCUCUCGAUAUUUCAGUCUUCGUUACUUGUAGCUAGCAUUGUGUCUUUUAAAUUAUGAGUCACACAUUGAGUCAAAGGAACUCGUUCGUGACACACCCGCAUACACCACGUCCACUCGUGCUCUUUUAAGCAGCAAAGCACAAACGCUUCCAGAAUUUUAUAUUUUAGCCCACUCACCCCCACCUUAUAAAACGAAAUUUUCUUUUUUUUUCCUAUUUUAAAUUUUUUGAAGAACAUACACAAAACAGUUGUAAUAUGUCGUCAUGAAAAGACAACUCUUAACAAGCAUGUGACACACGUUAUCUGCCAUUGUUGAUUGGUAUGUUGGUGUGUGUUUCUAAUAAUAAUAAUUACAUAGCUCAUUUGCUCACAGGGAAUACGAGCUCAGUACACUUUUGCUUCUGUAUAAGAACGUCCUCGGAAUACAAAUGACGAUUGCACGUGGGCGGAGUGUUUCCGGUAAAUUAAGACUUUAAUGACGCGCCGCACAGCUGCAGAAAUUUUAACUUUUACAAUGCCUUUAAGAGUCAUCAAUGUUAGUCUCCUAUUUGUUAUCUCAACAUAAUUAUACAUCAAGUCCAGACCACUUUUUCACCUUUGUCUUUUAACUCCGUUUGACACUUUGAAAUGUCUGCUUUCAAGGCGGUCUUCAUCGUUUUAAAUGAGAUGUGCUCCUGUGAACAUUUUACCUGAGAUUUGUUACUAUACAAACAUUGAUUAUAUUAACGAUAAAUUAGUUGGAAAAUCGUUUGAAAAAUAGUGGAAAAUGAAUAAUUAAAAUAAGUCUUAGGAGAAGCACACUGAGAGAGCAGCAGGAAAAUAAGUACUUUUUUGAAUGUUUGUAAAAGAGUCCAGAAUGAAAUAAAAUAACAAAAGAAGGCACAAAUAAAUGCACACAAUUAUCUAAUUGUUUCCAUUAAUACUAUAAGACGAUUUACUACGUAGUUGUGACUGCAGUUGACGUGGGAGACCAAAGGUCGCUGGUGACUAAUGGCGAGUCUCUUAAGCGCAUCUGAACUUUGAAAAGUGUGAUGUGUCUCCACAAUAAGAGCCAGAUAAUAAAAGUCACCUUUGUGAUGACUGUUGUAACAUUAUGGAAGGAUAUUUGUCAGUAGGAUCUUUGUUGCUGGCGGCGCCCCUGACAAUAUCGCAUUCAUUAUCACAGCCAGGCUAAUGACCUUUAUUAAGGCCACCUGACACAGCUUCCUGUUCGGGGUCACAGACCUCUUGGCUCGAGUGUUCACGUUUACCUUACAUCAGAUUUGUCAGGACAGGAUGCUACUAAAUAUAGUCGUAGUUAGUGCUGGUACCCAAGCCGAGCCCGUCCUCGUCUCUUUCUACUGACAUUCUUUUCAGUCUGCUUUUCUUUUAAUAAACAAGUCUGCUAAUUGUAAUCUCCACACUACCUAGGAUGCCAUUUUGUUCGUGGUAUUUGUGAACACUUAUGUAGAGAUUCAUUGUGAGUACGCUAGUAAAUUGGCCUACAUUCAUGGUGAAGGUCAAGAUAAUCCGAUGAUUGUACUCUCAUGGAGGGACUGGGGUAUCACAACGCUCCUUAUCUUCAGGGCAAAGUUUUGUGGUUUUGUACCUUCCUUGCUAUUUUAACUUUACCAAACCUCUUAGAAGUUAAUUACCAGCUUCACAGCUAGGUCUCACGAGUUUAGAACCUUCUAUUUUGCACACAUACGGGUUCGAACCCUAUUUCUUUAGCCACCAGCUAUCCGCUCCGCCUACGCUUACUGCUACGUUUUGCGAUCGCGUAAAACAUCUUUUGCUCUUCGUGUUGUUCUUCAACAUCUGCCUCACCUCAAGGGUGUAAGGACUGGAACUGGCAGGUAUGAGUUGUUACACAGUGCAUGAAAUAAAAGUAAUGUGGCGAGACGGGGGGAAGGAGAGGCGGAGGAAGGAGAGGCUUGAGAUGAGUGUAGUACAGGCAGUAAUGGUUUAUAAGACACGAGAUUUGUUUACGAGUAUCUCAUGUGAGGAGUCUUAUCUUUUCAUGCUGAUAAUCACUAACAGCAUCACGUGACUCGCCCUCGCUUGGGUGCUUCUGCUGAUUUAAGUGGGUGAGACAAAGAUUGGGAUGCACUUUUACUGGCAGGUGCGAUUGAGUUUAAAUUUAAUUUUAUUGUGUAUAAAACUCCUGACAAGAAGAGUUUCCUUCCGUUUCCAUUGUAAGAGCCAAAACUUCUUACUGCCUACAUCAGUCGUUUGAGUUUUUGUUACAUUUCAUAUACGAUAUUCAUCUGCCACAUCAUCAUCCUCUGCUACAAGAGUCUAAGUAAAUUCUAAAACAUAUUCUCUCUCUUGCCCGAAACUACUCCCUGUUAA